AAAUGGCAACAUUGAAAUUGGACGGCCCUCAACCAAAAACGAAGGAUUGUUGUGUGUAUUUAUUUCAAGGCCUUAUGAUUAUUGGAUAUUUGCCACCAAAGGAAAACCUAGUGCUAUUUUAUAUAUGGACCAUAUUCAUGAAUGCAUUUAUUACCGUCUACAUGCCAAUUGGAUUUUUAUUGAGUUUCUUGAUUCGUAGCAGUUCUUUUAGUCCUAGUGAAUUCCUAACAUCACUUCAGAUAUCAGUAAAUUGUUUCGGCUGCAGCUUAAAGAUGUUCGUAUUUCUGUUUCUCUAUAGAAGACUUUUAGCCAGCAUUAAAUAUAUGGACCAGCUAGAUUUACGAAUCAGUGAACCUGAAGACAAAAUAGAAAUCCGAAAAAUUGUGGCCUUUAGCAAUCGAACCAACUUAAUGUUUACAGGACUAUUCUUAUCGUAUGCAAGUAGUACUUUCCUGACAUCAGUUAUAAAUGGAAAACCACCGUAUCAACUAUUUAAUCCCUUUAUGGAUUGGACUAAUAGAACGCUCUUUUUUGUUAUACAGGCUGGUGUUGAAUACUUUAUGAUUGAUUUUCAUUGUUAUCAGCAGGCUUUGAUGGACACAUACCCAGUUAUAUUCAUUACGAUCAUACGAACACAUUUGCAAAUACUGACUCGUCGCAUCAAUAAAUUGGGACAAGACUCAUCACUCAGCAGCAAUGAACGAUACGAAGCACUUGUUCAGUGUGUUAUUGAUCACAAAAAUAUAAUGGCUCUUUACAACAAAUUCUCACCCGUAAUAUCUGGAACAAUGUUUGUACAAUUUUUGAUCAUCGGUCUUAUUUUGGGUAUUACAACCAUUCACAUUGUUCUAUUUGCUGACAUAUUGGCCAUAUUCGCAUCUAUGUUAUACGUUGCUUCUAUACUGGCCGAAACAUUUCCAUGUAGCUUUUUAGCAAAUUCUUUGAUGGACGAUAGCGAUAACUUAUCAUUGGCGAUAUUUCAUUCAGAUUGGCCCAGCGAAGAGCCGCGCUUCAAACAGAUGAUCGCAUUCUUUUUGCUGCACACUCAGAAGACAUUGAUCCUUACUGCAAUGAAAAUAUUUCCAAUAACAAUGAAUUCAAAUAUUAACGUUGUUAAAUUUGCAUUUUCAGUCUACACAUUGAUGAAGCAAAUGGAUUUUGGUCAAAAUCUAAAGGAGUCUGUAACAGGAGAAAAGUUACCCUAAAGCUUUUAUUUUUAUUAUGCACCACUAUAUUUUAAUAAAACUCAUUCAUGCACAUGUUGAAAUAAAUAUUAUUAGUAU
Molecule: messenger RNA, 1283 nt
Organism: Calliphora vicina (urban bluebottle blowfly)
Lineage: Eukaryota; Metazoa; Arthropoda; Insecta; Diptera; Calliphoridae
Product: odorant receptor 42b-like
Exons: 3
Coding region: 3-1205 (400 amino acids)
Biological process (GO): sensory perception of smell; detection of chemical stimulus involved in sensory perception of smell
Cellular component (GO): plasma membrane
Molecular function (GO): olfactory receptor activity; odorant binding
Source: RefSeq, a predicted model, not a curated record